Molecule: messenger RNA, 1207 nt
Organism: Juglans microcarpa x Juglans regia
Lineage: Eukaryota; Viridiplantae; Streptophyta; Magnoliopsida; Fagales; Juglandaceae
Product: protein FAR1-RELATED SEQUENCE 5
Exons: 4
Coding region: 279-839 (186 amino acids)
Source: RefSeq, a predicted model, not a curated record
CACCAUCGCAAAAGCCCAAGGCCCCAGACCCCAAACUCAAAAGACUAGAAAUCCUGUCUACAAAGUUGGCCUUUAGGAGUGAGUGAGCUACUCUCUCUCAGCCUUCAGGCUUCCUUUCACUGGCACGAGCACCCUCGUCGAUUACACAAAUCAAAUUAUAUGAGAUUGCUGCAUGGGUUUGAAAGAUAGGCAAAUCAUGUUGUGUGGCAGUGGAUCCUGAUGAGCAGGCCAGCACUGUGGAGAGUUCUGUUGGAGCAGAGUUGUUCUAUGAAAGAGAUAUGAUUCUAGAGCCAUUUGAGGGUAUGGAAUUUGAAUCCGAAGAUGCUGCCAAAAUAUUCUAUGAUGAAUAUGCUCGUCGGGUAGGAUUUGUCAUGCGCGUGAUGUCUUGUCGUCGCUCUGAAAGAGAUGGGAAAAUUCUUGCCCGCCGGCUUGGAUGUAAUAAGGAGGGCCAUUGUGUUAGCAUCCGUGGUAAGUUUGGGCCAGUUAGAAAGCCAAGGCCAAGCACAAGGGAAGGUUGCAAGGCAAUGAUUCAUGUAAAGUAUGAUAAGUCUGGAAAAUGGGUGAUAACUAAAUUUGUAAAGGACCAUAAUCACCCACUUGUUGUGUCCCCACGUGAAGCUCGUCAAACGAUGGAUGAAAAGGACAAAAGAAUCCAGGAAUUAACUGCUGAGCUGCGGAAUAAGAAACGGUUAUGUGCAACAUACCAAGAACAGUUAAAUGCAUUCAUGAAAAUUGUUGAAGAGCACAGUCAACAGUUAUCGAAGAAAGUACAAAAUGUAGUUGAAAACCUUAAAGAAUUUGAGUCGAUAGAACAGGAGCUUCUACACCAUAGAAUAUAGAUAGCAUCGUCUUAUAGAUGAUAGGAAGAAGAAACAAUGACAGAUGUAUAAUGCUAGUGAGGAUGGAGCUGCCCUGAUUUGGUAUUGAUCUCCAUAACGAUGUGCAUUGCAAUAUUAUAUUCCCUUUUUAAAUGGGUGUAGCAUGUAGGAAGAAGAAUGGCGGGUUUGGUGGCAUGUUUAAAUGAUAGAAGAUGAGUUCCUCAUCUCUUUAGUGACACAUGCCUGUGAUUAUAUAGUGCAAGUUAUUCUGAGAAUUGAGAUGGAUUUCCUUUCCUUUUCUUUCUUUUGCCGAUUGUCAUAAUCCAAUCUGUUGAGAUAGUGAAUUUGGUUGUAUUUGAAAAAUAUAUAUGACCCCACAAUUUAUGUAA